Molecule: messenger RNA, 2428 nt
Organism: Fusarium graminearum PH-1
Lineage: Eukaryota; Fungi; Ascomycota; Sordariomycetes; Hypocreales; Nectriaceae
Product: methylmalonate-semialdehyde dehydrogenase
Exons: 2
Coding region: 171-1874 (567 amino acids)
Biological process (GO): thymine catabolic process; L-valine catabolic process
Cellular component (GO): mitochondrion
Molecular function (GO): malonate-semialdehyde dehydrogenase (acetylating, [NAD(P)+]) activity; methylmalonate-semialdehyde dehydrogenase (acylating, NAD+) activity
Source: RefSeq, a predicted model, not a curated record
GGUGCAGGUAGGCCAAUUUCUCAGUAUAAAAGUCUACGAGUCCCAUGACCUUUUUGCAUCUUGACUUGAUUGUUGCUUGCUUCAUUAGAAGUUGUCGAGGACAAUAGCUCUUCCCUUCUCCUCGCUAGCAACUUACACCACCAACCACAUCUUCCUUUACCGCCGCCAUCAUGCGUCGCGCAAUCUCUCGCGGCCUGGGAGCCUCAAGCCGUUCUACUCCUGCUCUCUCUCGAGCCUCAAUUCUUACAUCCUCCAGCGGCCCAUCCCAUGUCGCUGCCAGGCGCAUUCAUGCCACGACCAAGCAGCUUCAGCCUGUGACGGCUGCAUUGGCUUCCACUGCCAGCAGCUAUCCUACCACGCACGCAAAGGUUGAGGUUGUCGAUACCCCCUACUUCAUCGACAACAAGUUCGUUGCCUCUACGGCCGAUAAAUACAUUGACCUGCACGAUCCUGCUACCAAUGAGCUCGUCACUCGCGUCCCCCAGAUGACCGAUGCCGAGAUGAAGGCUGCCGUCGAGAGCGCUGAGAAGGCUUUCAAGUCAUGGAAGAACACCAGUGUUAUCUCUCGACAGCAGAUCAUGUUCCGGUUCGUUCAGCUUAUUCGUGAGAACUGGGACCGCCUCGCUGCCAGCAUUACUCUUGAGCAGGGCAAGACUUUUGCUGAUGCCAAGGGUGACGUUCUCCGAGGUCUCCAGGUCGCCGAAGCUGCCGUUGCCGCCCCUGAGCUCCUCAAGGGUGAGGUCCUCGAGGUCGCUAAGGAUAUGGAGACCCGAACCUACCGCGAGCCCCUGGGUGUUACUGCUGCUAUCUGCCCCUUCAACUUCCCUGCCAUGAUUCCUCUCUGGUGCAUUCCCAUUGCCACUAUCACUGGUAACACACUUAUUCUUAAGCCCUCCGAGCGUGACCCUGGCGCUGCCAUGAUUAUUGCUGAGCUUGUCGAGAAGGCCGGUUUCCCUGCCGGUGUUGUUAACAUCAUCCAUGGUGCUCACCGCACUGUCGAUUUCAUCCUAGAUGAGCCUGCUAUCAAGGCCAUCAGCUUCGUCGGUGGCAACAAAGCCGGCGAGUACAUCUUCAGCCGUGGAUCUGCCAACGGCAAGCGUGUCCAGGCCAACCUGGGUGCCAAGAACCAUGCUGUCGUCUCACCUGAUGCCAACAAGAACCAGUUUAUCAACUCCAUCGUUGGUGCUGCUUUCGGUGCUGCCGGUCAGCGCUGCAUGGCCCUGAGCACCCUCGUCAUGGUCGGUGAGACCAAGGAGUGGCUCCACGACGUUGCUGAGCAAGCCAAGAACCUCAAUGUCAACGGCGGUUUCGAGCAGGGAGCCGAUCUCGGCCCUGUCAUUACCCCUCAGAGCAAGGAGCGCAUUGAGAAGCUCAUUGAUUCCGCUGAGAAGGAGGGCGCUACUAUUCUUCUCGACGGCCGUGGCUUCAAGCCCAGCAAGUACCCCAACGGCAACUGGGUUGGACCUACCAUCAUCACCAAUGUUACCCCUGACAUGACCUGCUACAAGGAGGAAGUAUUUGGUCCCGUUCUUGUCUGCCUCAACGCCGAGUCCAUUGAAGAUGCUAUCGACCUCGUCAACAAGAACGAGUACGGUAACGGUACUGCUAUCUUCACCAGGUCUGGCGCCACUGCUGAGAUCUUCCGCAAGAACAUUGAGGCCGGUCAGGUUGGUAUCAAUGUUCCUAUCCCUGUCCCCUUGCCCAUGUUCUCUUUCACCGGUAACAAGAAGUCCAUUGCCGGUGGCGGUGCCAACACAUUCUACGGAAAGCCUGGUAUCAACUUCUACACUCAACUCAAGACUGUUACGGCUCUGUGGCAGAGCGCUGAUGCCGUCGCUAAGAAGGCUGAUGUCUCUAUGCCCACCCAACAAUAAGUAUAGCAUGACUUGGAUAAGCGAAUUUCUAAUUUCUGGAAGCAAGCAAAAGGAGAAGGUGGAAAAUGGAUGGCUGAUGUGGAAUGAAUAUCAUAAUAACUAGCAAACAACAGGGGCAUAAACACCCGUUGCAUGAAAUUUCAAAAACAUUCAAAAUUUAAGAAACUGGGUUUUCUUCUUCGUGAUAUUAUAUUUUGGUGUUUCUCAACCUUGGUUUUCUUUCUUAUGGCUCUGUAACGAGAGUCAUCAGCAACCCUGGCAUAUAAAGACGCAACUUGACACAAUGGGUACAAUACUUCUCGUACUUCUCCACGCUCUCGAAAUGGGGUCCAGAAAGAAAUCCUGAGUGGCGUAUCUCUAUAAUGAGAAGUUGGAGGGAUCUGAACGACUUUUUAUAAAGGUGCAGAAGGAGCAGGUAAGAGGGAGCAACAGGAUGAGGAUACGGGCGAAGGACGAGGCAACUUUGCAGUGAAUUCCAUCGGGUGUUAUUUAAAAUGGUUCGCUCAUUACCAUGUUGACGAUCAAUGGGAUGUGCGAACUUGCGGCUGUCAACA